AGGCUGUAAAUAGGCCGCGUUCUCUCGUGUCUCUCAUUCUAUUUUUCUUUGAAGAAGUAUAGACAGCUUAUUAGCGAUGGCAAGAACCAAGCAGACCGCGCGUAAAUCCACCGGCGGUAAGGCGCCUAGGAAGCAGCUCGCCACCAAAGCUGCCCGUAAGAGCGCGCCGGCUACCGGCGGUGUGAAGAAGCCUCACCGCUACAGGCCCGGCACUGUGGCUCUGAGGGAGAUUCGCCGUUACCAGAAGUCUACCGAGCUGCUCAUCCGUAAGCUGCCGUUCCAGCGCCUGGUGAGAGAAAUCGCCCAGGACUUCAAAACCGAUUUGCGCUUUCAGAGCUCGGCUGUCAUGGCCCUGCAGGAGGCGAGCGAGGCCUAUCUCGUCGGUCUGUUCGAAGACACCAAUCUGUGCGCUAUUCACGCCAAGAGAGUGACCAUCAUGCCCAAGGACAUUCAGCUGGCCCGCCGUAUUCGUGGAGAGCGCGCUUAA
Clarias gariepinus (North African catfish) is the source of this 487-nucleotide messenger RNA. RefSeq names its product histone H3. The transcript has a single exon. Lineage: Eukaryota; Metazoa; Chordata; Actinopteri; Siluriformes; Clariidae. Gene Ontology annotation, molecular function: structural constituent of chromatin; protein heterodimerization activity; DNA binding. The record is from RefSeq and is a predicted model, not a curated record. Gene Ontology annotation, cellular component: nucleosome. Bases 77 to 487 code for a protein of 136 amino acids.